Messenger RNA from Penicillium vulpinum, 1080 nucleotides. RefSeq names its product alpha/beta hydrolase. Gene Ontology annotation, molecular function: hydrolase activity. The record is from RefSeq and is a predicted model, not a curated record. The transcript is spliced from 2 exons. NCBI's taxonomy places the organism in Eukaryota, Fungi, Ascomycota, Eurotiomycetes, Eurotiales, Aspergillaceae. Bases 1 to 1080 code for a protein of 359 amino acids.
AUGGCCGACUUCACUCAAUAUGGUAUACCUAGCGCCGAAUGGAUCGCUCUUGAGCCGACGCUGCCUGAGCUCCCCAAAGACCUCUCUGUGGAGCAAUUGAAGACAUUGUUAAAUAAGGGCCGGGAGGCAUCCGCCGCCCAAGAUAUGAUCGGCCUCAGUGCCGCAGUUCAGCUGUACGACCACACAAUCACAGCCCGCGACGGUACGCUCCUCGAAGCACGCAGCUACCGCCCCGUCGGCGUGCCCAUCUCCGAGGGCCUCCCUGUUUACGUCCAUCUUCACGGCGGAGGUUUCCUUUUCGGGACACUCUCUUCUGAAGACGCUACUUGCUCGCGGAUUGUCACCUCGCGUGCCCAGAAUGGUACCCCAGUCGUAGUCUUGAAUAUUAACUACCGACACACCCCCGAAUACCCCUAUCCCACUGCAUGGAAUGACGUGGAAGACGCAUUUGUCUGGCUACACGAGAACAUCGCCGAGAUUGGCGGGAUCAGCGAGCAGGUUGUCGUGGGCGGUAUUUCAGCUGGUGCAUGGUUGACUGCGUCGUUGGCGCUGGCUCAGCUGCGUGGCGAGGAUCAGCGCUUAGCAGCAUGCCCGAAAAUUGCAGGACAGGUCCUCAUGAUUCCUUGUGUUGUACAGUGGGAUCACUAUGCGCCGAGAUUGGAGAUGCUCAAGAGUCCUGAUUUAUCGAGCUAUGUGCAAUGUGCCAACGCGCCUGUUUUGCCGGUAACUCGAAUGCAAUUGUUCACUGAACUUCUUGGGCUUGUUGAAACCAAGGAUGCUGAUGGGGAUCGUCGGAUGAGCCCUGGAAACGCCACCGCCGAAGAGGUCAAGGACUUGCCUCCUACUACCUUUGGAAUCGCGGGGAAUGACCCAUUGAGAGAUGAGGGUCUAUUCUAUGGACAGCACCUCGCCGCCAACGGCGUUCCUACCAAUGUUCAUGUCUUCCCCGGCGUCCCUCAUGGAUUCAGGAGGUACAAGGAACUGCCUGACAGCAAGAGAUGGGAUGAGGUGAUGAGUGACGGCAUUGCCUGGGCACUGGCAAAUCCUGCGCCCGGUCCAUUUGAGAUCAAAUCCAAAUAG